Corylus avellana is the source of this 953-nucleotide messenger RNA. Its product is annotated as Chitinase family protein. Gene Ontology annotation, molecular function: chitinase activity. Lineage: Eukaryota; Viridiplantae; Streptophyta; Magnoliopsida; Fagales; Betulaceae. Gene Ontology annotation, biological process: cell wall macromolecule catabolic process; chitin catabolic process; carbohydrate metabolic process. The record is from RefSeq and is a predicted model, not a curated record.
UUUAAUUUUAGAAAAUGGCAAUCUCAGUCUCACCCUCCCAAUCCCAUUGUCUUACAUUUCUCACAUUCACCUUCUUCUUCUUCUUCUUCAGCUCCUCCAGUACUACUUUUCUUUCCAAUGCGUCAAAGGGCCUCCCCAUCUCUUCUAUAAUUACCAAAGAGCUUUUUGAUGCAAUAUUUCUACACAAGGAUGAUACUGCUUGCCCUGCCAAGAAUUUUUACCCCUACGAUUCUUUCAUCCAAGCAUCCAAAUGCUUCCCCAAAUUCGGUGCCAUCGGAAGCUUACUCACACGAAAGCGUGAAAUCGCUGCUUUUCUCGCUCAGAUAUCGCAUGAGACCACGGGUGGGUGGCCUACCGCACCUGACGGACCUUACGCCUGGGGUUUGUGCUUUAAAGAGGAAGUCACUCCGCAAAGCAAUUACUGUGACUCCACCAAUACAGAGUGGCCGUGCUACCCGGGCAAAUCUUACAAAGGAAGAGGUCCCAUUCAACUAUCUUGGAAUUUCAAUUAUGGUCCAGCUGGGAAGGCUUUGGGAUUUGAUGGACUUAGGAACCCGGAAAUCGUAGCAAACAGCUCUGUAAUUGCAUUCAAGACAGCUCUAUGGUUCUGGAUGACAGAGCAGAAGCCCAAGCCCUCGUGUCACAAUGUCAUGGUCGGAAGAUACGUCCCCACAAAAGCUGACGUGGCAGCCAAUCGGACUGCCGGAUUUGGAUUGGUGACCAACAUAAUCAACGGCGGGCUUGAGUGUGGAAUAGCCGGUGAUGGACGGGUGAAUGAUCGGGUUGGGUAUUUCCAGAGAUAUGCAAAGUUGUUUAAUGUUGAUACUGGACCUAACUUGGAUUGUGAAAAUCAGAAACCUUAUUAAUUAACAAAAUAAUGCUACCCUAGUUGUUGCUAUAUAUAUUUUUUUUCAUGUUUUGGAGGCCAUAUGCUUCAUAGGAUUAACUAAUGA